AUGGAAUCGGAAUUGGUCGCCAGGGUCAACGAGCUCAUUGAGCUGUGCAAGCACGCGGUUGUACGUCCUACAGACCCUUUGGUUAACGUCAGUUCUAGACGGAACAAAGACUCCCAUGGACCAGCGCAAAAAGCUGAAGCAAAAACUGCAAGUAGCUCUGAAAGAUGCAGAGAAUAUGCAAAAGUAACUGCUAUUUAUGCUUUCUAUACUGUUGUGUCCAGAGCGCUCCUGAAUGCACAAUCAAAAAUUUUGGAGAUAAAGGCCGUUGAACACAAAAUAAAGGUGGCCAAGGGUCCACGCAGUUUUCGACGUGGUGUGCUCAUGUCUCUGCUGCAGGACAAUGCUAAAUCUCUGCCGCUCUGGGCUGGAAAAGUUGGAGCCUCACCACCACCUCUGUGUGGCGCAGUAGGCACACCCAAACCGGAGGAUUACGUUGUCGCAGGAGACCACGUUGCCGCCCUGGUGCCUGACCCAGAGGCACGUGGUUCCGACUCGGACACACUCGAGAGUUGGAUUUUGGCCGAGAUUGUUGCCUACAGCGCGGACAAAAAGGAAUUUCGGGUGGACGAUGUGGAUGCCGAAGAGGCCAAAGUGUAA
Messenger RNA from Dibothriocephalus latus, 597 nucleotides. The record is from the annotation of a GenBank genome assembly. Lineage: Eukaryota; Metazoa; Platyhelminthes; Cestoda; Diphyllobothriidea; Diphyllobothriidae.